CUCAUGAGAGCCAGGCUCGUGGGGCUAGCGCUCGCGCUCUCUCUCGCGCUCGCGGAGGCGGCGGCGCCCAGCCUGCUCAGCCUCGGCCUGGUGCUGUCGGCCGCGAGCGCCGCCUCGGCGCAGGCAGACGACGCCGACGCCGCCGCACCUCUGGAUACGGACGAGGCUGCAGAGGAGGUCGCCGCGGCGGGCGACUUUGAGGAGGCCGACGCCGCAGAGGAGGCGGCUGAGGCGGCGGAGGAGGAGGCGUCUGCGCCCGCGCCCGCGCCCGAGCCCGAGCCGGAGCCCGCCCCGCCUCCGAAGUUCGAGCCGCCGCCGACCGCGUCGCCGGCGGUCGUGCGGACGUGGGUGGAGGCUGCGAAGAAGGCGCUGCCGGCGGCGGCGGUGGCGGCGUCGGGGCUGCUGCUCGUGAGUCGGAUCGGCGGCGGCCUCUCCUCCGGCGACGGUGGCAAGGUGUACAAGGUCCCGCGCGCCGUGCGGAAGGCCGGGGCGCCGGCAGCGGUGCCUGACUCAGCCACAGCAGAGGAGGAGGCGCCGAGCGAUGGUCCACCGGCGGCGUCCGGCACCUGGCUCGACCGCCAGAUCGACCGAGCCUUCUACUGGCUCUCGCAGCGCUUCGGGAAGAAGUGAGGCGGCGGCGGGGGGGAGGGCGCUCUCCGUGCGCGCCGCACGCCACCACGCGCACCCCACCCGUCAGACAGCGCAGCAACAACGGCUGCGGCGGCGGCGGCGGGGCCGCCGGGGGCCGUUGGAGCAGGAGGCCGGGCGGGCUGCGGCGCGACCGGGCGGGGUCGCGGCGCAGCCCGCUGGCAGAAGCUUGGGCCGGCAGCUUUGGGCGCGAGAUGUGGCGGGAUCUACACAGUUUGAGAGAGAAGACCGGGCGCGCAUGCGUACCUGAGGUUGCUUUAAAAGGCCAUCUCUUU
Emiliania huxleyi CCMP1516 is the source of this 923-nucleotide messenger RNA. RefSeq lists its product as hypothetical. The record is from RefSeq and is a predicted model, not a curated record. The transcript has 3 exons. Lineage: Eukaryota; Haptophyta; Isochrysidales; Noelaerhabdaceae. Bases 4 to 630 code for a protein of 208 amino acids.